Messenger RNA from Anguilla rostrata (American eel), 6204 nucleotides. It is a transcript of the gene foxn2a, whose product is annotated as forkhead box N2a. Lineage: Eukaryota; Metazoa; Chordata; Actinopteri; Anguilliformes; Anguillidae. Gene Ontology annotation, cellular component: nucleus. The transcript is spliced from 6 exons. Gene Ontology annotation, molecular function: cis-regulatory region sequence-specific DNA binding; DNA-binding transcription factor activity. The record is from RefSeq and is a predicted model, not a curated record. Gene Ontology annotation, biological process: regulation of DNA-templated transcription. The coding region runs from base 390 to 1673 and encodes 427 amino acids.
UUGAAUACACCACUGUUUACAAUGAAAAGAACAAAUAAUAAGCUAUAUAUUUGAGCAAGUCAACUAGUUAUCUGAAGCUGGAACGUGACGCGGCAGCAUUUACACUCUAUUUUAUUAACAUUAGCAUUCGGAAUCUUUUACGCAGCUUCGUUAAGCAUUCGCUUCUCUUCUUAAAUAGUCAUUUGGCGUAUUGCAUUUUCUGUGUACGAGCCAUGGUUUCCCUUCUUUUCGUCCAUGUGGUUUAGCUAGGCAGCUAUCUAGCAAGCUGUGUGCUAACUUCUUUUGUGGUCGACGCUGGCGAACAGUACGUUGUUUUUGCUAAACUUCUCUCUGGACAUUAAGUUAAACAUUUUGCCAGUAUUGUCUGAACGAACGACCCCCCUGGUUUGAUGGGUCCGAUAAUCGGGAUGUCGCCGGAUAAGAAAGCGGAAUCCCCGGGUGUGCAGGACGAGCGGGCGGGGCUGAGGGGCGCGUGCGGGGCGGGGACCCUGCCCGAGGCGGAGAGCGCCGCCAGCCCCCGGGCCACCAGCCUGGACCGCACGGGCGGGGCCGCCGAGGACGAGGAGCUCACCAACCUCAACUGGCUCCACGAGAACCUGCUGCAGAACUUCACCCUGGGGGGCCCGGAGGCCCAGCCCAGCGGCAGCCCCUUCUUCGACAUCGAGGGCGACGGCGGCGCCCCCCACGCCUUCUCCUCCCUGUCCUCCGGCUCUUCCUCCUCCACCUCCCCCUCCUCCUCGUCCCUGCUGGGCGGGCGGGGCGGGGAGAAGGACUCUCUCAAGGCCAAGCCCCCGUUCUCCUUCUCCCUGCUCAUCUACAUGGCCAUCGAGCAGUCGCCCAGCAAGUCCCUCCCGGUCAAGGACAUCUACGGCUGGAUCUUGGAGCACUUCCCUUACUUCUCUAGCGCCCCCACUGGUUGGAAGAACUCGGUGCGCCACAACCUGUCCCUGAACAAAUGCUUCCGCAAGGUGGAGAGGAGUCUUGGCAAGGCCAACGGGAAAGGCUCCCUGUGGUGCGUGGACCCCGAGUACCGGCCCAACCUGAUCCAGGCCCUGAAGAAACAGCACUUCCCCACCGCACACGUCUUCUGCACACCGCCCGCCUCCCCGCCCAGUGCCUCCUCCCCUCCGCGCCACCUCUUCCUGCAGGACCAGAGCUGCUCCCUCAAAGAGUCUGACAUUGACGCGGCCGCUGCCAUGAUGCUCUUAAACUCCGCCCCCGGGCAGCGGGCGGACCCAUGUGAUCCCGACAGUCCGAUGGACCUGUCCCGCCCGGACUCGGUCCUGGUCAGCAGCGACCCGAAACAGGACCACAACUACAGCAGCGCCCCCCUGCAGCGCUGCUCCUCCCACUGCAGCUCCUCCUCCCUGUCCUCCCUGGAGGAGGGGGGGCGGUCGGCCCCCCAGGCCCGCCGGGCCGGCAGCGAGGGCUUCCACAGCGACGAGGACUCGGACCCGGGCGAGGAGCGCACCCGCCGGGGCCGGCCGCCGGCCCCCCGCCACCCCGCCCCCGCCAGCGGCCCCCCGGGGAAGAAGGCGCGGCGCGAGGCCAAGCAGGAGGUGGACGAGGAGCUGAAGGAGGCGGCCGGCUCCCUCCUGCACCUGGCCGGGAUCCGCACCUGCCUGGAGCUCUCCAAACACGGCGCCAAGAGCAGAAAACUCAGCAGGAAAUGAGUGACCCUCACAGCCCCGUGACCCCUGACCCCUGACCCUGUGACCUGGUGCCUCCUCCUGCUCUCCGGUUUAGUGAAUCAUUGUUUUUUUCUUUUCCUGGGAUUUCUUCAGAUUAAAAAAAAAAGUUCUUCUCCAAACAUGGGAAUGUCCCUCCCCUUCACACAUGGCAAUAUUAUUCACACAGGAGAACAAAGCCAUAUUGAGACUUUUGCUACCGGGGGAAACAGAAAAGCAAGAAAUAACCACACCUUCACAGAAAUAACUGCCAACUUCAAUUGGUUAUACAUCUUGGUGCAAUUCAGAAUUUUUUUAUUGUCAGAUGAAAAGACAAAAAAAACCUGUAGGAAUUUCAUUAAUAGAACAGUUGCAUGCUUCCUACUCAUACACGUGUGUCCACUUCCAGGUGAAAUAUUUCUACCGAGAAUGAGUGCAUGUCUGUAACGUACAAACCUAACCUCCUGUAGGCUUACUUGACCUUCCUCCACCAUGAUGGGAAAAAAUUUAAAAAAGAAAAAAAGAAGUUAACACUGUUUUUGAAUAGAAGACCCUGGUCUUAAAAUACCAUACAAAGAGAAAUGCAAUAAUUAUUCCAAAACCUUUUUUUGUACAAUUCAGUUUUUUUCCUGAUGGAACCAUGGGGUGCGGAUGUGAUGAUGUUUGGACUUUUGUGAUUGCCCCACAAGGAUCUGGGAAGCAGGAUUGGACAGAGUGGUGGGGGCCAGGGGAGUAGAGAGGUGAACAGCCCCCUCCCUUUCAUGUCCGAUUACUUGGAGUGUUUUAAGAUGACCUGAGGGUAUCCAAACAGAACCGGGACUGCAGAACCGACCCCUCCAGUCCAGGGCUGUCAUCCCCCCCCCCUCCAUGCGCUUCAUCCCUCUCUUCCUGUCUUUCACCGUCAGCGUUAUUUCCAUCUUGCGUUUUUCUGUAUCCGUGUGCAAACUGAGACCGGAAUUUGCGGCAGACUUUUGUUUGGGGUUUUUUUGGGUUUUGGGUUCAGAUCCUAUGCAAGGCUCAGUGCGGUGGUGGGGAGGGGGGAGGUUUUGUGUGUGGGGGGGGCAGUAUUUAGCCUGAACACCUCCUGAGCGAGGACUGCCAGUGUUCGGGGGGUGAGGAGGGGGCACUCCCAGUCUGGCUAAUCGAAGGCAGAGGGAACCGGUCCAAUAGGAAGCAUUGCUGUGGGAAAGGAAAGACUUUUGCAGCGGCAGGCAGGCGGUAACCCAGCUCACGCACCUUCACCGUCGUCUUCAUCGCUGCCAGUGACGAGGCGGGCUCGUUACGUCAGCAGCGCCGGGGGGGACCUGCGGACCCUCAGACGCGGCGAGAGAAACGCGGUCUGCGCUGACAACUGGAGCGCGCGUUAGCCGAGGGAAGCAGUAUGCAAACGAUCUAAACGGCUCGUGGGCUGGCGCUCUUUACCCAGGGAAAUGAGACCGGGAGGAGGGCAGGCCUCGGCACAUUACUGACGGGCCUGUUUUACCGCUGCCUUUCAGCGCCCUAGGCUUACCGUCUUCUUUCACACGCGCAUUCUCCGCUAAUAUUCAAACGCAGAAACGUUUGUAAGGAGAGAGAGGAGGGAUGCAUGGAGGUGCCUCUACAGUCUAAGCGAGGGGUGGGGGUGUGCGUCCCCUGGAGGAUUCCCAAAUUUGGCGGGAAACCGAAGUCGAACAGAAAGGUCUUGGCGAGCUGCGUGCUGAUUGGCCAGACGGGCCUGCGACAGCCGACCGUGCGUGAAAAGUGUGGAGUGAAUAACAGCAAGUGGGAGAACGGGGAGGAAUCUGUGAGUGGAGGCCUCCCCUGUCUCUGUCUCUUCCUCCCUUCUUCCUCCACCUUAUUCUGAGACACCUGUGUCUGUGUGUUGUGUAUAUAUCUGCCGGGGGCCCCCAGCCGUGCCCGCAGACCUGUGCGUGGCGGUUUACACCCCUCUUGGUGGUGUGACCUGUCAGCACUUGCACAAGACGAACUGAAAGCUAGCGAACGCAAACCAUACAAGCUUCUCACAGGUGUGAAACGUGAUUCAAACAGUAUCCGCCUGCGUGCCACAAACCAUACUGCUGAAAUAGCAUUUCAUACACGUGCCAUGCCUGAAUAUCCAGUGCCACUGAGACACAUCAGCCUGGUGCGUAUGCAGGCCCUUAGUGACCCCGUGUUAUCAGUAUUUAUUUGGUGAGGGGGGAAAAGUUGGUCUUCCUCAGUCGUCUCUUCGCUGUUUGGGUAGGACCUGGGGUGACGUGCCAGUCGGAGUCUGUUCGAUUCCACGCUUCACUGAAGGUCAGGUCUAAAAUGUAGUAAGACCUGUGCAGUUUACGCUCGAGCCUUGAACCAAUCAAAACCGUACACCCACCUGCCAAUCAAAAUGCAGAAACUGGCGCACAGCCUGUGCUGUUGAUUUGUUGACGUGCUCGUGUCUGAGAGAGUCCACCUGCGAGGGGACCGCCGGUUUUGGGUCACGGCGCAGUUUGGUCAGGGCCUCGGUGUGCCCAGCGCGGGCUGGCCUCUGCCUCUAUGCCUCUGUCUCCUUUCUUUCUCUCUCUUUCAUUCUCAGUCCCUCCUUCCUCCGGCCCACUGAACAGAGCACUGAAGCAGGAAGUGUGUGUGUGUGAGACGUUUCCCUUCGACCACAGAUCCGUUCACUGCCAGAGACCGGCAUUUCCUCUGAUGUGUGUCGGUGAUGAUGUCAGUGAUGAUGUCAUAAUGCUUUGCGGGUUAUUUACGGUCAUAGGGCCCGUCCCGGCCUUUUUGAGUGGUUCAUGAGCAGCGAGUUCCCAGCAGCGUUAUUUUAAGGUUUAGGCAGCAUGUGACUCAUCCACAAAUCAGUGCCAAACUGAAAAAAAGAUCUUCAUUUAUUUACACAGAGCCACUUCCUGUUUGGCUCCAGUGUGUGGAUGCACCAUAGUCUUGUCUUUUAGUCACCCUGGUCCCAAGCAUGCUGUAAGGACAGUUGACCAGAGUAUACUUUCCGAACGAUUUAUGUUGAUAGACUGCCGUUUCCCAUUCUAGUGAAAGGUCAAAAAAAUUAGAACAUGAAAUUGUCUGGAUUGCAUCAGUGAUUAAUUUAUGCAUUAGACAGCGGUUUGUUUUUUUGGUUAUUUAUAUUAGGUCUAUUUAUAUGAAGCAGCCACCGAUCACUGCCUUGGUUGUCACGCCUGCGGACGGGAGCGGGCGCAUUCUGGAAAAUGGCGCUGGAUCCGCGAAGCGGUGGCGGCCCGUCGGGAGAGGCGAGCGCAGGGAACAGGCCGUCUGAGCGCCUCCCUUCAGAGCCCGGAGGCGUGGCCUGGAGGCGGUGCUCUCGGCAGCGAGGGCCGUUGGCUGCUGAAGACCGAUUAGCCCACCGCGUCAAGGUGGCGCUGAUAGCGCGGGGCUAGGCUGCGUCUGGAGAUUCCCUUCACAAUGCGCCAAGUCUCCCACAGAGCGCCCCCGCCCCCUACAAUAACGUACCUAUCAUAGAUACCCCCGCGUUACUCUGGGUUAUUACAAUAGCGCCAGGAUAGACUGUGAUAUAACUUUACUGGGUGUUCAGCUGGAACUCCGUUUCCAUCGCUUCCUCCAGUUUGCCACCAAUCAGCGGACGUGCCACAAACCGUCUCGACCCCGUUUUAGUAACCCAGCUGUGUGUGGUGUUGCUGCUGCGGCCGCUGGAGCAUGCACGGCGCAUGUCUUCAGCACGGACAUCCCAUCGCAGCCCGCGUCUGCGGCGUAAGACUGCGACUGGGUGACGUGUGCGUUUUUCUGGGGCUGUGAAGCGCAGAGAGCUUAAUAAUAGUGCAUUAGUGCAGUAAUCCCCCCCCCCCUACCCCCACCCCCACCCACCACCACAACGGAUGCGCCGUGAUGCACAGUUUCCGCGCCUCCCGCCAUAGGCCACGAGCAGUUCAUCGCGUCUGCUUCUCCCCGAUUUCGGUAUUUAUUACACGCUGGGCCGCAGAAAGCCUGGGCGAAAAUUCAGAAUGCCAACACUCUACCUGUUUAAGCUAAGAUGUAGCAAAAUUUUAGGUGGUAGAAGGGUGUUCUGUAGAAUUUUUUUUUUUUUUUGUAUUAUAGGUUUUUUUUUUUAUUAAAUAAAAUUAUGUGAGAAUCCGGUGAGAAAAUUUGGAAAGCAGAUUUUUUGUGAGUGUGUGAGAGGGGUAUUAAUGGGAUGUCCACAACAAGGAAUCUCUCGCGAGUGUUCGACUAACAAGAGAUCCUGUGUCAGAGACAGUAUUCACACGGAAACAUGUCCGGGCUGGUUUAGUGAUAAUACAGUUGGUUUAUUAUUUGAGUGAUUAAACAUUGCAGACAGAUUUUUUAAAAUGCCAUUAUUAUUAUUAUUAUGAUGAUGAUUAUUAUUAUGACUAUUUUUGUCAACAAUUUAACUAAAAGCUGCCAAUCCAGUAUCAGUUUGCGUGAGUUGUCUCCAUGUCUGUUAGACAGACACACCUUUUGGUUUUUUUGUAUGCUAACCUCUGUUAAUAAAAUGUUUAUAAAGUUUAUUUUCGCCAAAGAUAUGCAAUUGCAUUAUAUAUGGUAUUACUGAAUUAAAGAUGCUCUUGUUUUA